This is a messenger RNA of Colletotrichum abscissum, 351 nucleotides long. RefSeq lists its product as uncharacterized. The record is from RefSeq and is a predicted model, not a curated record. NCBI's taxonomy places the organism in Eukaryota, Fungi, Ascomycota, Sordariomycetes, Glomerellales, Glomerellaceae. The transcript has a single exon. The coding region runs from base 1 to 351 and encodes 116 amino acids.
AUGCACGCAAAGUGGAAGCGAGGUCUGGCACGCAGCGAUAGCAGCGAGACAAUGCGUGCGAUGACGCUUGACGCUCAACGCGAGAAGGUGACGAUGAAGAGCGGGACAAGCGACGACGAGGGGAGGCUGGGUAGAACAAGAGUAGGAGUAAGGGAAAAAAAAGAGGAGGAGAGGAAGAAGGGGCAGAGGGAAGAGGAGAAGCAGACGAUGAGGAUGGAUGCAUCAGGUCCGCACGUACGCGAGAUUUGUGCAGUGUUGGCCCAGUCCAGCCCGGUCAGGCAGCCCAGCCAGCGCCAGCCAGCAGGGCCCAACAUGACUGGGACGCACCUCAUCACACAACCGGGCACCUAA